UGAUUGAUUACCCUUCCUGGAGCUGGGUAGGGCCUUGGCUCUGAUGGGAGAGCACUGUGGAUUCUAGCCUAGCACGCUAACGCAACCUCUUUCAGCCUUUCCGGUCCAUACUUCUGUGGGAAAACAUGGCAGACGACGAAUUAGAGGCAAUUCGGCGGCAGAGGAUGGCGGAACUGCAGGCGAAGCACGGGGAGGCCUCAAAUAAUCAGCAAGGAGAGGAGGCCAAACAAAAAGAAACAGACAUGAGGAACUCGAUAUUGGCCCAAGUUCUUGACCAGUCUGCCCGUGCCAGAUUAAGCAAUCUUGCUUUGGUGAAGCCAGAGAAGGCCAAUGCAGUUGAGAACUAUCUUAUUCAAAUGGCUCGUUUCGGAAAGUUAGGGGGAAAGAUUUCGGAGGCUGGCUUGAUUGAAAUCCUAGAAAAAGUCAGUCAGCAAACAGAGAAAAAGAUGACUGUCAAAUUCAACAGACAGAGGGUGAUGGACUCAGACGAUGAUGACGAUUACUAACUUCAAAUUGGACCUCUGGAAUGAGCAAAGAAAUCGGGAGAGGAUAUGCUCUACUUGAACUCUGAUAGCAUCUCGAACCAACAUAUUCCUGUUAGCUAAAUCCUGGGAUGCCACACUAGUUCCUGUGUGUCUCUGGAAACUAAACCCCAAGAGGGAAACACAAGGCCAUGAAUUUGACAUUUUGGCACAAGUGGUGGGGGGUGGAAUACACAGUGUCAAAUAAGGUGGUCUUUUAUUAUUAUUUUUGUUGCUACAAAUUGGCUCUGCUUAUGUUGUACCCCUGACAACUCAUAGCACAGUGUGACUCCUCCAGUCUUUCACAGUAGUUUUCUUUCACCAUGGCUGGUUUCUGUUCUUCUGACAUAGCUAGCCUAGAAGCUAAACAAAAUGCAAAACAUAAUUCUGCUGUUGCAUUUUAUCUAGAUUGUUCAGUGUACAAAUACAUUGUUCUCUAUUCAGGGCCCUUUUCCGAAUAGCCUUGGAUGUUGCACUUGGAUAUUUUCUUUUUGCAGACAUGUAUCUUAAAGGUUUACAUAAAAAUAAAACAAGCCUUAAAUCCA
Messenger RNA from Scophthalmus maximus (turbot), 1066 nucleotides. It is a transcript of the gene pdcd5, whose product is annotated as programmed cell death 5. Gene Ontology annotation, molecular function: DNA binding. Gene Ontology annotation, cellular component: cytosol; nucleus. NCBI's taxonomy places the organism in Eukaryota, Metazoa, Chordata, Actinopteri, Pleuronectiformes, Scophthalmidae. The record is from RefSeq and is a predicted model, not a curated record. Bases 126 to 506 code for a protein of 126 amino acids. The transcript has 6 exons.